This is a messenger RNA of Cetraspora pellucida, 840 nucleotides long. The record is from the annotation of a GenBank genome assembly. NCBI's taxonomy places the organism in Eukaryota, Fungi, Glomeromycota, Glomeromycetes, Diversisporales, Gigasporaceae.
GGAGAAAAGGGUGAUAUAAGAGACUUAACCAAAAGUGCCAGAAUUAAAAAAUUAUGUACCGAUUUUGUAGUAAGAAGAAAUGAACUUAGUCAGUUUCACAAACUUGUAUUAUCACAAUUAGAAAUUAUAACGCAUAACCAGUGGAUUGAAGAAGAAUAUGGUAAAGAACGUGCGGUAAGAGACAUUAUCGAUGUACUUCUACAAGAAAUAAAACUAAAUGCACUUCGUAAGGUUUCUCAUAGCUCAGAAAAUUCUCUUGUAGAAAUUAUAGCUAAAAAUUGUAAGGUUCAACAACAAAAAGGGUCAAGAGGAAAUAAACUAGACCUUAUGAUUCGUAUGUUUGUCCACAAAAAAUGGGAAGAAAUUGUGUAUCUUAAGAGUGGGAAGUGGAACUGCAAUGAUGAAAAAAUUCAUGAUGAUCAUAACAAAUUAGUGCAAUUCUGUUUAGACGGAACAGAAGAGCUUUUUAAAAUUUGUAAAAAAGAAUCUCUUAAUAAAAAUUAUAUAGGAUUUGGUAUUAACAUUGCAGGUAAGUAUAUAGAAAUACAUGGGUUGAUACACGAAAAUGGUAUCAAAUAUUACCUUCCUAUUUUGCAGACAAAAAUACCUUUUGAAGACGAAUCAGUCGAUGAAGUAGAAGAAUUUGUACAUGCUUUAUUGAUUUUACGAGAAAUUGUGGAGGAUAGAAAAGCUGAACUGGAGAGGGUUAUUUCGAGGAAUUCCAAACUCAUUUUUGGAAAAAAUCCAGUAAUAUCUCAAUUUGAUCGAAGACGGCAAGAAAUUAAACAAAGUUGUUCUCCACUACCAUCUCAUGAGGAAACAAUAUCAUCACUAAGUUGA